GUAAAUAAUUGUUAAGAUGGGAUAUGUCAUUAGAAAUAUUUUUAUGCUGACUUUUUUGACUGUACCAUUCGAAGCUAUAACAGUCAGCCCUUCACUUUGCCCUACUAAUAAGAUAGCUCCUCACAAAAGGAUCACGAGCUGGGAAAGACCGAGUUCUCGUACUUUUGGAGCAUUUUAUGAUCUUCUCACACCCAAUUCUCCACAAAAUAACAAUCAAGAUACGCUUCAAGAGGAACCUCAAGAAGACCAACCUGAUGAUUGUGGGGAAAUAGAGGAUUAUGAUGAAAAUGAUAUUAGUACGGCAUCACAACAGACUAGAAGAAGACAAGAUCGGUCGGAAAACCGAUUUAUAUUUAGCAACGUAUUCCACAAACCUCCAUACCACGAAAUACAACGUCCAACUACUCCUUCAUAUCCCAUAACGCGGCCUCCGAGACCUCAACCGCCCAACAACCAUUACCCACCCCAUAGGCCACCAUAUUGGUCUGGAGGAUUGUUCAGCAAUAAUCAAUAUCAUCCCCCCUCAAACGAGAAUCCCACAAACAACUAUAAACCAGUAUACGAGUCAGCGCAUUAUACUGACGUGUCACAGACAUAUCGGCCCGGCGUGGUAGGAGGCCCCAUCAAUCACGUGGUGGGUGUUACACAAGUUCGACCUACAACAACUUUAUCUCCAGUUGAGAGCACCAGAAAGAGUCUCGCGUAUCUAUCGAGCUUACACCAAAAUCCUACACCACUAACAACAUAUUCAAAUAGACGACAAAGACCCAGGAAACUGAACGACAGCAGUUGUCUUAAAAUAAUGUUUAAUUUUAAUGGGAACUUGAAUAUUUUAAUAUUAGUAGUGUUGGUGAUACAUAUUGUUGCUGAUGUAGGAGCUGGUGCAUUUAUAUUUUAUUGGUUUUACUAUGCUGAUGGAACUAGUGUGGAAGCUGCCCGAAAACCUCUCGUUAUAUGGAUACAAGGUGGUCCAGGUUUAGCUGCAAGUGGCAUAGCCAAUUUCGCCGAGAUUGGUCCUUUAGAUAUGGAUAUGCAACCACGCAAUCACACUUGGGUAAAAGGCAAAAAUUUACUUUUAAUAGAUCAUCCUGUAGGCACUGGAUUUAGUUAUGUUACAAAAAGUAUUCUACUUGCUAAGAAUGAUCGAGAUAUAGCAACAGAUCUGUCCAAAACAAUAAAAGCAUUCUUUCGGAUACACAAGGAAUUUAGAAAAACACCGACUUAUAUUUUUGGACAAAGUUACGGGGGGAAAAUAUGUCCUCGCCUCGCAUAUUAUUUAUAUACAGCAAUUGAGAAGAAACGUUUGAAGAUGAAUCUAAAAGGCAUUGGAAUUGGUAGUGGAUGGGUCGAUCCUAAAGAGAGCACUUUGACAUAUUCUAAUUAUUUGUAUGAUAUGGGGGCUAUUGAUCGUAAUACUUAUCUGAAAAUCAACAUUAUCACCAAAAGAAUAGCAGAAUAUAUAGAAAAAAAAGAUUACGAAACAGCAAAUGAAUGGAACUUCUUGCUGUAUUCAACCAUCAACAAAGAAUCCGGCAUGGAAAUUAACUUUAAUAAUAUAAACCAAGUUAGUCCGUAUAGUGCUUUAGAUUUACUGAGCAAGAAAGUAAACCAAUAUGUGAAGCCGACUUUGGCAAUGGUAAACCAAAGUUUAGAAUGGUCUUACAUAUCAACGGAAGUUUUUGAAAAUUUGAACGGCAGCUUUUUGAUACCGUCGACUAAGUUCUUAGAAACUUUGUUGAAUAAAACGGAUUUAAAUAUUGCUAUUUACAAUGGUAAUUUGGAUGUUAUUACUCCUCUAGCAGGGGCUACGAAUUGGGUUCAUAAACUGAGGUGGCACAGCGCGGAGCAGUUCAAAAAUGCCAAAAGAAUACAAAUAAAUGGAUACAGAAAUGGUUUUUACAAAAAGGCAAAGAGGCUCAGUUUUUGGUGGGUCUUCGGAUCAGGACAUUGGGUCCCUGAAGACAACCCUGUAGCCAUGGAACAAAUUUUAGAUCAUGUGAUAUUUAGCUGA
Messenger RNA from Diatraea saccharalis (sugarcane borer), 2011 nucleotides. Lineage: Eukaryota; Metazoa; Arthropoda; Insecta; Lepidoptera; Crambidae. The record is from the annotation of a GenBank genome assembly.